AUGAUUGAAUCAAUAGGGCAUUUGGAGGAGUGGUGGCUCUCCUCCGGAUUCAAGCACCUAACCGAUCUCGUCAAUGUCGAUAGCCUCGGUCUCGGUCCCGGACAAGUCGGUUUCGUUGAAGCCAUCCAGAAGAAACUCAAGGCGUUUGAUAACGACGACCUUCACCGUCAACUUUACAAAGAUGAAUCAAGUCCGCUCCCACCGUCCGCUAUGCCUAACUCUCGUAAAAAACUCGGCACUAUCAAGGGCGUAUUCGAACGAACAAAAGAUGGACGACUAGAUCAUAUUCAGACAUUCGAAGUAUUGGCUAUGCUUGAGCAGAUUGAAAUCCAUCGCAAACGGCUUGCAGCUUCCGCAAAACAAGUAAUAGACGGUGGGUUGCUGAAGGACCAUAUCUCCCUGUUGAUCAAGAAGCAUGGCGCAGCAAGCGAAACAUAUUCGUCUCUUCAACUUUAUUUUCGCGCACAUUGUAUGGUAGACUCUCUACCGCAAAACAACAUAGAUAGGGACCAAGCAGCAAAGAUCAUGGCCCGGUUGAAUGCGCUGUUCCCUCCAAAUUUCAAAGCGUGUGGAAAAGAUGAAGAUGAAGUCGAACCUUCAUCUGAUAUAGUAAACUUACGAGGUGAAAUACGACUUUGUAUUUAUGAGCACCUGAUGAGACCGAACAAGAUGCUACAGGACAAUGAACAAUCGUUCAAGGUCAACUUUACUUCACCGUGUAGCAUUCCCAGCUACGAGAUUUGUCGAAACAGCAUGGUCAAGUAUGCUGAAGAAUUCCAGAAGUUUGAGGAACUAUGCUUCAUAAUUUUCCGCCAGAUCGAAGAGGCUCGUGAUGACAGUCCACCGACGUGGUUAAAAGUACCUUUAUCGAACGGCUCAGAGAUCCAUGGAAUAGUCCAAACAGCUUACCGUUCUUGGAAUACCAUCGCGGUUAAGACCAGCACUGUCGCAAGAACAUCUUCCAAUUCGAGACAUACUUCGUCACCAACUCUCACGGGCCUCAUUGCAUCUCAGAAUACCAAUCCACUCCUCGAAGACAUGCCCGGGCAUGAGCUGUCAGCCGCGAAGAAGAGUAUUGCCGCCUUUUCACUUGACUCUCCCACUCCAGAUGAUCUCGAUUGUUCAGAAUUUCAUAUCCAUCCACUUUUCCAAGAUCAAAAACCGGCGUCAGACGAAAUGAAGCGACCAGGCGUCAUCCUCGUCAAGAAGCGUUCAAGUCGAAAUUUCUAG
This is a messenger RNA of Metarhizium brunneum ARSEF 3297, 1230 nucleotides long. RefSeq lists its product as uncharacterized. Lineage: Eukaryota; Fungi; Ascomycota; Sordariomycetes; Hypocreales; Clavicipitaceae. The record is from RefSeq and is a predicted model, not a curated record.